CGAAUCGACAGGGAUUAAACUCUGAAAUUAGGCUUGUUAGCUUGUUGUAAACCAGGGUAUUGUUGGACCUAUAGCCAGAUGGUGCGACUCUGAAACUGAAAAGUUAUCGUGAUUGUAGAAACACCCCGGGAACUGUGCAGCAUUUGAUGAAAACAUUUCCCCUAAGGUUCGAUGUUGUUCCUUCUCAGGCAUCCCACGGAAUGACAGCUGAAGCCAUUGGUACCGCCUUUUACCAUGUGGAACAGCCAAUCACAGCUCGCCAAAAUCCCUGCUCGGAGCCGCUGAGUUCUUGUGCGCAGGCGCAAGUCAGUUGGUAAGUACCUCACUUCUCAUAAGCUCACAGGAGUGUGAAGAUGGCGGUAGGCUUCGGCCCGCUGGGUGAGCCUUUAGUGCAUACAGAGGUGAAUAAAGCGGUAAUUUACCAUAAUGUGCAGCCUGUAGAGUCACAACUGUUGUUCUUGUGUAAAAACAACCACUCCAGUAGGCACGAGAAAGCCGGUAAUUACAUGGCUAUAGUUCCGGGACAAGCGGGUAGAGCGAGCUAAUGUCCAGCUGGGACUUGGUCCAGACGGCUGCUGAAGCAGGUACGCUGUAACUACUAAUAUUACUUUCCUCUUUGUCUCUCCGAGUAAACACGAAAAGCAGACAGCUGAGGGGGAACUGCAGUUAAUGUAUAACAGUCUUGCCCCAUCACAUGAUUGUUUGUGGUACUUCUGAACAAGUUGAAGUGCAGGGGGUCUCAUUAUAACGAGGUCCCCAUGGUUCAACUAUGGAUGCAUCGACGGCCAGCAAGGACCACACCACUGGACACGACCCUGGCAAAACACUUGUUGUUAGUGGCGGUGUAACUUCUCUCCCUAAUGCCCGGGGGAAAAUAGGCUCAUACUCGGUUCAGACUUUAAAUGGGAACCAAACUAUGAACUCGCACAAUUCAGGAAGCGCUGCCCCUCUUAGAGGGGCGACAAUGACGGGUGGCACUGGUAGCAACAUAUCUGCUAUGAACAGUGGACCAGUGAUGUCAAAAGGACUGACCGGUGCGUUAAUGCCCCCUUCGUCAAACAGUGUAAUUCAGACGCCCCUGAUGAACUCGCAGAGUGUUGUCGCUUCACCUCAGCCUGUAAGCCAAGCAACAGGAGCCACUGUGGCACUCGUCAGGCCGCCUAUGCAAACUGUGGGAUCGGGAACAAUGAAUGGAAACAAUAACGCGAGCCCUGCUGUGGUUGCCAAUGCAACAGGUCAGACAGGUAACAACAUACACAUCCCGCUUGUAAACAAUAGUCAGCCGCCUGUCAACGCGGGGUCGCACAUAAUCAAGGCAGAGCCCCCAACAACUCUAGUACAGUCUGCACCGCAGCCCGCUGUCACUCCCGGAGCCGUCAGCGCUCCCCGGGCUCCGGUGACGGUAGCUGGCUCUCCAGCCGGGAUCCGAGCCCUGUCGCCUCAGAUGUUGGCCCCAAGGCUCCCCCAGACGUCCCCGGGACAGCCAAGUAUAGGCCUACACAACAUCCAGCUCCCCCCGGGAAUGAUGCUUGUGCGCAGUGAGAGUGGACAGCUGCUGAUGAUUCCUCAGCAGGCUCUAGCCCAGAUGCAGGCACAGGCCCAGGCCCAGGCUCAGGCUCAGGCUCAGGCUCAGGCACAGGCACAGGCACAGGGAGGCAUGGCACCUCGCACUGUGACACCAACAAGCGUGCCUCCUGGCCAGGCUCCUGGAAACGCCAUUAUUAACAGACAAGUGGCUCCUAGCACCAUCAUGCGUCAGGGCUGUCCAACUCCUACGUCACUUGCUGCGACCACUACUCUUCACAGACCUCCUAUUCUUCAGAGCUCGGUCGGGGCUGCAGUACCGGGAAUGACCCCCAGGACUGUCAGCCAAACAGCUGGGACCACAAUUACCUCAGUAACAGUGAGCAAAGAGACAAUCGAGAAUGUGAAGAAAUGCAAGAACUUUCUGUCUACAUUGAUCAAGCUGGCAUCCACAGGGAAGCAUUCAGAAGAGACUGCAGCCAGUGUGAGAGAGCUGGUCAAGGACCUGCUGGAGGGGAGACUGGAAGCUGAAGAAUUCACUAGCCGUUUAUACAAAGAGCUAAACUCCUCACCCCAACCUUACCUUGUGCCUUUCCUUAAGAGAAGCCUCCCAGCACUGAGGCAGCUCACCCCAGACUCGACAGCCUUCAUCCAGCAGAGUCAGCUCCCCCAGCCCACCUCAGCUCCAGCCUCGUCCACUUCACCCACUCCUAACACUGUGGUCCUGGGCAGCCCAGCCCCUCGCCUCGCUGUCCCAGUCAGCAGGCCUCAGCUCGAGCCAGGGGUCAACAAACCAGGACAGACCCCCUCAAUGGUAAACUCAGUUCUCCAGCCUCAGCAGCAGAGAGCCAUGCUGAGACCUCAGGUAACCUUGCCAACGACCCCCAUGGUGACUGUCAGGAAUCAGGCCCCUGGACGCAUCAUCGUGGGACAGCAACAGGUCCAGCUCAAAGGGCUGCAACCAGUACCUGUGAGACCGGAUGGGCCCCCUGUUUGUAAACAAGCCUGCUCUGCAGCAUUGACCCUGGCUCAAAAGAACAAACUGAGAGAAGCAGGUGGAACUUUCAAAGAUGAAGAUGACAUUAACGACGUGGCCUCCAUGGCUGGAGUGAACCUAUCAGAGGAAAGUGCUAAUAUCCUAGCAACCAAUUCUGGACUAGUGGGAGCUGUGACACAUUCCUGUAAGGAUGAGGCUUUUCUCUCUUGUGCCGUGUUACAGAGGAGAAUGCUGGAGAUUGGCAGGAGGUAUGGCUUGACAGAUCUUGGUGCUGAGGUGGUGAACUUUGUCUCCCACGCUACUCAGCAGCGGCUCCAGAACCUGCUGGAAAAAGUUUCCCAAGUGGCCCAGCAGAAAAACGUCCAUUUCAAGGAGGACAACAAUUAUGAGCAGAGCAGUGAUGUUCGCACUCAGCUAAAGUUCUUUGAGCAGCUGGACCAGUUAGAGAAACAACGGAAGGAGGAGCAGGAGCGAGAGAUCCUGCUUAAGGCAGCUAAGUCUCGGGCUCGGCAAGAAGACCCAGAGCAGCUGCGUCUGAAGCAGAAGGCGAAGGAGAUGCAGCAGCAGGAGCUGGCUCAGAUGAGACAGAGGGAGGCCAACCUGACGGCACUGGCAGCCAUCGGUCCAAGAAAGAAGAGGAAGAUCCUGGACUCUCCAUCCUCCUCUUCUGCAGCUGAGGGAUCAGGAUCAGGUCCUUCUGUGCCUGGCGCGGCCGGUUCAUCAGGCUCCAGACCAACACGGCAGCGCAUCACACGUGUCAAUCUCAGGGACCUGCUCUUCUGCUUGGAAAACGAGAGAUUUACCAGUCGUUCCCAUUUCCUCUACAAGGGCUUCCUGAAAUAGGCUUGAUGUCAGAGAGGAGAGGAGGAGGAGACGAGGGGAAAGUGUGUGGAGAGACCAGCCACUCCCACCACAGAGAGUGCUAAAAGACUCUUCAAAAUGAAGAGGAGGAAGGCAGAAACUUGGCACAUUUCGAGGUCUUUUGGAUAUACAUGAUAACCUGAAAUACUGUAGUAGCCAUAAUAGAUGGCCUCUCUACCUCUCUUCUCAAAUAAUGCUCAUCUUUCUUUUCAGAGCAGUCUUGGACUGAUCCUUUUAUUUUCUCUGUACACCUUCUUUUUCAAGAAAGUGUAUGAACACAUAACAUGUUUUCUGAGGAUGAUUUUUUUGUAUGAACAAAUGACCUAUUGUACAAUUAUGCACUGUCACACAGUACAGUUUAUUUUCUGACUCUUUGUGUGCAUUAGGUUUUUAAAGCAAUCGACAAAUAUAUUCUAACUUGUUUGAGUCCACAAACUUUUUUAACCAACUAAUGCUUUUAUUUCUUGUUCUGUCAACUGAAUACGUUUGAGCUUCAAACUGUGUUACCUACUGAGUUGCCUUCCUAACUAUGAAUAAGCCAUAUAGCCAUCCCCAAGCAAUGAACCCUUCUGUAACUCCUGAAGCAGUCUCUCCCUCUCUGUCAUCUCCAUUACUCGAUUUGAUUUGUUUUUCAGCAUAUUUAUUUACUUAACUCAAGCUCAAAUGAAUGUUUAGUUAUUUAUUUCAUUUCAUGUGACACCUCAGUUGUUUUGUGUUGCUAACAUUCAAAACACGUGUGCAUUACAAAUGUGUUUGAAAUAGUUUGUUGGUUGUAGAGGUUUGGGUGCACGGAUAUAGGUAUGCACUUUGGUUUUGUUUUUUUUAAUCAGUUAAUUGUUCUCCCACUUAGUUUGACAUGAAUUGAUUUCUAAAACUUCAGAAAGCGUUUAACCUUUAUUGCUAUACCAAACAUACACCUCCUGGAUACUGAUUUCUAUUUUUGUAGCUUCCCACCAACAAAUUUUUACUCUUUUAAUAAUGACUGACAGUGUCCUCUGACUUGAGAAACUGGAGUUUCUUCCUGUAUAUUUGUAAAUGUUACACCUAAAGUUUUACACCGUUUUGUAUAGAAUUGAGAAUCUAUCAAUAUAGCAUAAAGAAGAAAGGCAUUUUCUCUAUUAAAAGUUUUGAAAUACUGA
Messenger RNA from Labrus mixtus (cuckoo wrasse), 4521 nucleotides. It is a transcript of the gene taf4, whose product is annotated as TAF4A RNA polymerase II, TATA box binding protein (TBP)-associated factor. Gene Ontology annotation, molecular function: DNA binding; protein heterodimerization activity; RNA polymerase II general transcription initiation factor activity. Gene Ontology annotation, biological process: transcription initiation at RNA polymerase II promoter; DNA-templated transcription. Bases 770 to 3364 code for a protein of 864 amino acids. Lineage: Eukaryota; Metazoa; Chordata; Actinopteri; Labriformes; Labridae. The transcript has 15 exons. Gene Ontology annotation, cellular component: transcription factor TFIID complex. The record is from RefSeq and is a predicted model, not a curated record.